AAUCUUUUGAAGAGAAAUAUUUUUUCCUUUUACGUUCCAAAAAAAUUAGAAAGGUCAGGUGCAAUUACCUUUGGAAAGGCGAAUAAGAAAUAUACAGUGGAAGGAAAGUCAAUUGAAUGGUUUCCUGUUAUAUCUUUAUAUUACUGGGAAAUAAAUCUUCUAGAUAUACAACUAUCUCACAAAAAUUUAUUUCUUUGUGAAAGUAAAAAAUGUAGAGCUGCAAUUGAUACAGGAUCUAGUUUAAUAACUGGACCGUCUACUUUCAUUCAACCGUUAUUAGAAAAGAUCAAUUUAGAAAGGGACUGUUCAAAUAAGGAAAGUUUGCCUAUUAUUUCAUUUGUUUUAAAAAACGUCGAAGGGAAGGAGAUUACCCUUGAUUUUAUGCCGGAAGAUUAUAUAAUAGAAGAAGGGGACACU
This is a messenger RNA of Plasmodium reichenowi, 417 nucleotides long. RefSeq names its product plasmepsin VI. The record is from RefSeq and is a predicted model, not a curated record. Gene Ontology annotation, biological process: proteolysis. NCBI's taxonomy places the organism in Eukaryota, Apicomplexa, Aconoidasida, Haemosporida, Plasmodiidae. Gene Ontology annotation, molecular function: aspartic-type endopeptidase activity. The annotation marks the transcript as partial. The transcript has 4 exons.